Molecule: messenger RNA, 2416 nt
Organism: Magallana angulata
Lineage: Eukaryota; Metazoa; Mollusca; Bivalvia; Ostreida; Ostreidae
Product: BRCA1-associated ATM activator 1-like
Exons: 11
Coding region: 75-2378 (767 amino acids)
Biological process (GO): positive regulation of protein phosphorylation; cell population proliferation; DNA damage response
Cellular component (GO): nucleus
Source: RefSeq, a predicted model, not a curated record
ACAAAACGAAUUCAGACUUAAAGACAUCGAACCCGACGUGAAGACAUCGCUCGUUUAGAUUUAGUUCAUUACCUAUGGACACGAUGAACGAACAAGAAUAUUGUAAAAAAGUACAAGAAGUCUUUGAAUUCCUCCUGUCAUCAUCCUGCCAUAUCCAUGAUGACACAUUGUAUCAUAAGCUCUUAGACAGCUUAAAUGGGAAAAUGAUUACCCCAGAAUUUGCUGAAAGUUGCGGGGUGAUAGAUUUCCUGCAGCGUGCCGGCAACAACACUGACAUCAGUCCAGACACCCUUGUCUUUGCUGUCCAGUUAGUGGAGAAACUUGUGUCAAAGCUGGAGCUUCCUGGUAUCCACUUGGACACCAUGUCAGUCCUGAUUGAAACUGUGGCUCUGAGGACUUCAGUGGAUAAUCUUUCUGUCUUUUGUGCUCUUUUCACAACCCUGAAAACUAUUCUACAGUGCCCAUGUAUAAAGGAAUUUUGUUUAAAUAUCGAUUUCCAGGAUAUACUCAAGAAGUCUUUUGACAUUUUAAAAGAAGAGAGGAGCAUUUUCUUGUCAAGAGCUGUGUCUGAAUUCAUCUGCUCAUUAUUCUCGAGUAAAAUGGCUGAAUCUCAAGAGGCUAAGAAACUCCUUAAAGAACUACAGACCAUUAUUGUGAACUUUGACAGGGAUGGUUCCCAGAGAGUACUCUCCCCUUCAAUGUUAUGUUCUUUAAGGGUGUUAGAGAAAGCUCCACAUCUGUUUAAUGACUCAUUUGCAGAGAUUUUAGAUGUUUUAAUUAUACUGAUGAAAAUAGGGAGUACACAAUCUUCUACUACAGCUGCCAGAUGUCUCCAUAGCUUAUGCCUGCAGUGCCAGGAUAGAGCAAAGUCAGAGAGAGUCAAGUCCCUUGUUACCGAAGCAAUAGAGACAGUUGACAUUGUUAAAGGUCUUCAUAUUGCAAAGGUUCUUUAUCCUCUUCAACUCUUAGAGAGAAGUUCUUUGGAAAACAUUAUAUUAAAGCCAUUGCAGAUGUUGGACAAGACGAAUCAUUCCUCAGCUAUGCAUUCUUCUCUACCUGCAGUGUCCCUGAGUCUUACAAUUGUUAAUAAUUGUAACAUCCAAAAACUAGAGGCAUGCAAGUGUGUUGCAGAAGUUCUGGAAAUGACUGAAAACAGACCUCAUGACUUCACUGGCUUUGGUUGUAAUUCAUACACUGGAAGCAGUAAACUUCAAAUAAAAUGUCUUGAUUAUUUAGGAUCAUAUGCCAGUAAGGAGGUGAUGUUGUCUGUGAUCAGCUCCAUUAGUAACAUUGUUUCCUACACAACUGAACACAUGAUUUAUGGAAAAUGCCUACAGUGCCUUUGUCGACUGCUCCCUGAAGUUUUGUGUAGCUCUUGUUACUCAUCAGAAACAUCCACAGUCAAGUCAGAUCUAAGUAAAAUUAAAGAGUCAGUCCAGAGGAACUUCUGUAGUGUGGAGUGGGAGUUCAGAGAUACCAGUUGUGAAUUUGUCAGGAAUCUCAUGGACAAACACAAAGACAAAGAGGGUGUUAUACAAUGGAUGCUGGACUCUCGGUUUCAUGUGUUUGCCUGUCAGGCUGUGGGUGAUGGGGAGAGCUAUGUCAGGGCCACCAGUCUGAGUACUCUACAGACUGUCCUACUGUCCUCCUACAGAACAAAUCUACUGCAGGACAUGAACACUACAAUAGAUGAGAUUAUUUCACAAGUAUUAGAUGUCUGCAAGACAGACAGUGAAGCUUUCCCAAGGAGAAGUGCAGCAAGACUUCUCCACCACUGCUUAUUGGACCUCAGCUACCUGUUACAUCCAGAUUCCAUUCAAUGCAUUGCCCAGUGUUUCUCCACUUCACUACCAUCCGACUUUGACUGGGAAGUCAAACUGAUAGUGGUGGAAUUUUGGUGUGCUAUCCUAAAGAGAUGUUUUGAUGCAGAUUUAGACAAAGAAACAUCAAACCAACCAUUGGGAAUUGUAGUUUCUUUGGAUUGCUUGAAAAAUGAAAAGGAUGGUAAAAGAGGUUAUGUGUCUAUUUCUUCUGCUAUAAAUGUUCUUUUGAAACUUUCGUGUGACUAUGAUCCCAGUGUGAGCGAGAGGGUGUGUCAAGAACUCUGUUGGAUUUGCGAAACGUUGGAGAAAUUUGUUUUGAAAAUCAAUCCAGCAACAAAUGAUGAUAAUAGAAGUGACUGGUGUAUGUGUGCUCACUGUAGUCAACUGAUCACUGAACUCUUGAACAGAAUGACUGAAAGCAAAGAAAAGACCAUUGAUGACUCUGUGUUUAAAACGGAUUACGAUUCAAACGCUUUGUCCUUGUUAGAUGACAUUUUAUUACUUGACCGCAGCCAGGAUAACAAUGAUGAGGACAAUGCAAUUGAUUGUUACUAAUUACCAGGGUAUCCAAUAUAUUAAAAUAAAAUAUUUAC